Molecule: messenger RNA, 2148 nt
Organism: Chelmon rostratus (copperband butterflyfish)
Lineage: Eukaryota; Metazoa; Chordata; Actinopteri; Chaetodontiformes; Chaetodontidae
Product: transformer-2 protein homolog alpha-like
Exons: 8
Coding region: 1029-1625 (198 amino acids)
Biological process (GO): positive regulation of mRNA splicing, via spliceosome
Cellular component (GO): spliceosomal complex
Molecular function (GO): RNA binding
Source: RefSeq, a predicted model, not a curated record
CGGUAACGUUAAAUUCGACACACGAUUCAGUGGAAGCAGUCGUUACAGACAGCGUACUACGUACUUUCCCCCCAUCUGCUGUGUAGUUACAUUAAAUAUGAGCGACAACGAGAAAGAAUUCAGGGAGCAGGUUGAGGUUGGAAGAAAGAAAAAGGCUGAAGACGUGUCAGAUGUGAAGUUGUUAAUAUUUGAAGCUGAUGGUGUUGAUGCAUGCUAAUGUAUUGGAUGCUGAAAAGAAGCGGUCAAGAUCUGUCCCCACUACUAGUGUUGUAAUGGCAGAUGGUAAAUGGGGGAAGAGGAGGAAAAAAGAAGUCGUAAUGUCAAACAGAAGAAAGAAGAAAUGAAGGGUUGUUUUGAAGUAAUGAAGUUUAAGAAGUUAUGAAGUUAAGGUCAGAAGUUUACCAGGGUAUGAGUAAUUUCCUAACAGCCUUCUAUGUUAUUACUCUGUUUCAUCCUGUUUCUUUCUCUUACGCAUGCACAAUUUUUUUCCUCUCUGUAUCAGAAACAUAACUGUUCAAUCCCUCCAUAUCUUUUUGUGUCUCAGUAUUUCAGCUAAAUUAAUUUCUACUUCAAAUAUUUGUUUCAAUGUGUGACCUUUAUAUAAUCAAAUUCUUAAAUAUUUAGUGUCAAACGUGUUAAACUCCAAAAUAUAAUGAACUCUUUCUGAAAGGGACACAUAGAGGGCAAAUCCAGUCACCUCCUGGCCCUUUUGUUCUUGAUUGCCACACACUUGGCUUUUGAGUGUUUCUUACCUCAUUAUCUGAUCUGUCCAGGACUCGCAGCCUGGCUCAAGGAGUGCGUCCCCUCGGGGCUCAGCGACAUCCACCAGCCGCUCACCAGCACGCUCCAGAGAUAGCUCCCAUCAUUCCAGGUCCAGAUCUCGUUCUCGAUCCAGAUCAAAAUCCAGGUCCCGUUCCCAUCGAAGUUCACGUAGACACCACUCCCGCUCUCGUUCCCGUUCCCACCGACGCCGCUCUAGGAGCCGAUCUCGUAGCUGGCACCGGCGAAGAAGCCAUAGCCGUUCCCCCAUGUCAAAUCGUCGUAGACACAUUGGCAACAGGGCCAACCCAGAUCCCAACAGCUGUCUUGGUGUAUUUGGAUUGAGUCUGUACACCACUGAGAGGGACCUCAGGGAGGUCUUCUCUAAGUAUGGCCCUUUGAGUGACGUCAACAUCGUGUAUGAUCAGCAGUCUCGUCGUUCAAGAGGCUUUGCCUUUGUCUACUUUGAAAACUCUGAGGACUCCAAGGAGGCUAAGGAGCGUGCUAACGGAAUGGAGCUUGAUGGGCGUAGGAUCCGAGUAGAUUUCUCCAUUACAAAACGAGCCCAUACUCCCACUCCUGGAAUCUACAUGGGACGCCCGACAUAUGGUGGUGGCGGCGGCGGCGGCGGUGGUGGUGGCGGCGGCGGCGGUGGCGGUAGUAGUAGUGGUGGUUCAUCACGGCGCACCUCAAGAGACUACGACAGGGGCUACGACAGAGGCUAUGACAGAGGUUAUGAUCGUGAUUAUGACCGCUAUGAUGACAGAGAAUACAGAUCAUACAGACGCAGAUCUCCUUCUCCUUAUUAUAGCAGAGGGUACCGCUCACGAUCCCGCUCACGGUCCUACUCACCACGUCACUACUGAGCAGCGAGAGAAGAGACGUUGACAGAUUCAGCAUUAUUGCUCGGAUGUUUGUCUUUUUAUGUUUUUUGACUCGAUAUUAUGUGUGUUAAAAAACAAGUUUGUUGGAAGAAUCAUGAACAAAUUGUUUUGCCAAAAAUCUUGAAUGGCAUAAAAUAGGCUCAAGUAGACAUAGGCAGUUCUCCACAUCUGCAUUUGUUCAUUGGCUAAUUUUUCCACUGACUUUUAAUGAAAUUUGUAGUAAUUUUUGGGUAUCUCUGUUCCAGCUAAGAAACAGGUAUUGAAGAUACAGCCUGUUGGCAGUGGUAAUUACUAAGGGCUGGCUUGUCUGUGCUUUGCUCAACAGACUUUUCUGUGGCAGUUACAAUUUCUCAUUUUGUUUUUGUAUGUAGUUGGUUUCUCAAACUAUCAAGAUCCUAGUUUGUUCUUUGACUAUUUUAAAUGCCGUGUUUCUUUUUAAUUUUGUCUUUUUCUGGUGGAAAAUACUUUUUGGUUGUGUAUAUAAGCAAUAAAAAAACUACCUGGG